CUGUAUGUGUUUUCUCCACAGAGGCAGAAAGAAGCGUGACUGUGAAGGGAGAGACGUAACAACUCCCUACCUUCCACAGCUCCUUCUGUGGGGGGGAGACUGUGCGCAGACUUGUGCUUACUAAUUAACUUGCCAGAGAAGAAAAUUCACUCAAAAGAGAAGAAGUCUCAUUUCUUAUCGUCUUGGUUUUUUUCUCACAUGCAUGCAGCGACACUGAACACUUAAAGCUGACGUUAACCCGUUAGCGGCGAGACGCAGGAGCUGCCACGAAUAGAUCCAGUAUCCACGACCCCGGUCGGCUGACCGGGAUAGGACCUCGUGUUCCUCUCGCACUGGACUCGUAUCUUUUUCCCCCUCCUUCUCUUCUUUUACUCCUUGGGCUGGUUCUAACUCCCGUUUUGUGGCUGUUAAUUACAUGAAGUGGAUUGUUGUGCUCGCUACAAACUCAAACCGGGACUAAACGUUGUGGUGGAGAGACGGAGAGAAAUGCCAACGGCGGUGACAAAGAGGAGAUUCAGUGUUAGUCUUUGAUCCUGUCAGAGUGGGACGCGUCUAGCAGGGGACCGAGGAGGGAGCAGUGCCAACUUGGAACAUGGUGCCUAAUAUUCACCUGGCAGGGCCCCUCCUGCCCAGAGGGGCGUUGCUGUUCCUGCUUUUACUCAGCUGCAUAGUCUUCUCUUCUCUAGCAGACAGCUUGCCAAGUUUCGUCAAAUCCCCUGAGGAUCAGACGGGCAUCUCGGGCGGAGUUGCAUCGUUUGUGUGCCAAGCCACAGGGGAGCCGAAACCAAGAAUCACCUGGAUGAAGAAAGGCAAGAAAGUCAGCUCCCAGCGCUUCGAGGUGAUUGAAUUUGACGACGGUUCGGGCUCCGUACUGCGGAUCCAGCCUCUGCGCACGCACAGAGACGAAGCCAUUUACGAGUGCACGGCCACUAACAGCGCCGGCGAGAUCAACACCAGUGCCAAGCUUACAGUGCUUGAAGAGAACCAGGUCCCUCAUGGCUUUCCCACCAUCGAUAUGGGCCCCCAGCUAAAGGUGGUCGAAAAGACCAGAACUGCCACAAUGUUGUGUGCUGCCAGUGGAAACCCAGACCCAGAGAUCUCAUGGUUCAAGGACAUGCUUCCUGUGGAUAUCAGCAGCAGUAACGGGCGCAUCAAACAACUUCGCUCAGGAGCCCUGCAAAUUGAGAACAGCGAGGAGUCUGACCAGGGGAAAUAUGAAUGUGUCGCCAUGAACAGUGCCGGGACCCGUUACUCUGCUCCUGCCAAUCUCUACGUACGAGUGCGAAGAGUCCCACCCAGAUUCUCCAUUCCACCCACCAAUCAGGAAGUGAUGCCGGGCGGCAGCGUCAACCUGACGUGCGUGGCAGUGGGCUCACCGAUGCCCUACGUCAAGUGGACCACGCCUGACGAGGAGCUAACCAAGGAAGAAGACAUGCCACUGGGACGCAAUGUCCUGGAGGUCACUAACAUUCGCAAAUCGACUAACUACACAUGCGUGGCCAUUUCUUCUCUGGGCAUGAUUGAAGCCACAGCUCAGGUUACUGUUAAAGCCUUACCAAAACCCCCCACCUCGCUCAGGGUGACUGAAACCACAGCUACCAGUGUAACUCUCUUAUGGGAGUCUGGAAACCCAGAACCUGUCUCCUACUACAUGAUCCAGUACAGAGCCAAAUCCGCCGACAAUGGCUUCCAGGAAGUCGAAGGUGUGGCUACCAACCGUUACAGCAUCGGCGGGCUUAGUCCGUACUCUGAAUAUGAGUUUCGUGUCAUGGCUGUUAAUAACAUUGGCCACGGGCCUCCCAGCGACCUUGUGGAGACACGCACAGGUGAACAGGCCCCCUCCUCACCGCCUCUACACGUCCAAGCGCGGAUGUUGAGCGCCAGCACAAUGUUAGUUCAAUGGGAGCCACCCGAGGAACCCAAUGGGCAAAUCAGGGGCUACAGAGUCUACUACAGCUCUGACAUGACAGCGCCACUCAGCGCCUGGCAUAAACACAACACAGACGAUAGCAGCCUAACUACCAUCUCAGGACUGACUCCCGAUAUCACCUAUAGCCUCAGAGUGCUGGGUUUCACCUCUGUUGGUGAUGGGCCACCAUCUGACAUCCUGCAAGUCAAGACGCAGCAGGGAGUCCCUGCCCAGCCAUCCAGCUUUGAGGCUGAAGCCGAGCUGGACACCCGCAUUGUAUUGACGUGGCUGUGGCCCGUACAGGACCCCAUCACCAAGUAUGAGCUGCAGUACUGGGAAGCUGGCUCAGACAAUAAGAUUCACGUGACCUUCAACCCUGCAGGCUCCUAUGCUGUAGAGAACUUAAAGCCAGACACUUUGUACUAUUUCUCCCUGGCCGCCCGUUCCGAAAUGGGUUUGGGUGUCUACACCCAGCCCAUCGAGGCCCGCACUGCCCAGUCCACCCCGUCCGCUCCUCCUCAGGACGUACAACUGGUCAGCCUGAGCUCCACCAGCCUCAAGGUGAGUUGGGUGGCACCACCUGCCGCUAGCCGCCACGGUGCCAUAGUGCGUUACACAGUCAGCUACCAGGCCCUGGCUGGAGAGGACACGGAGAAGCACGAGGUCACUGGGAUCGGUGCAGACGCCACCAGCCAUGUGCUGGAGGGCCUGGAGAAGUGGACUGAGUAUCAAGUGUGGGUGAGGGCACACACUGAUGUGGGCCCAGGUCCUGAGAGUGCCCCAGUGAGGAUGAGAACCAAAGAGGAUGUGCCGGGAGCACCCCCCAGGAAAGUGGAGGUUGAGGCCAUAAAUUCCACAGCUAUCCGAGUCACCUGGAAGCCACCCCUGCAGGGGAAGCAGCACGGCCAAAUCCGAGGCUACCAGGUCGUCUUCUCCCGGUUAGAAAACGGAGAACCGCGAGGCCAGCCUAACAUCAUGGAUGUUUUUUUGCCAGAGGCCCAGUGGAAUAUUGAGGAAUCCACCGAGCAUGAGGCCAUAAUUGGUGGGCUGCAGUCUGAAACCACCUACUCUGUAACUGUAGCAGCAUACACCCUGAAGGGAGAUGGUGCUCGUAGCAAAGCUAAAGUCAUCACCACAACUGGAGCAGUGCCAGGCAAACCCAGUAUGAUGAUUAGUACCACCAUGGGAAACACAGCACUGCUCCAAUGGCAGCCCCCCAAGGAUAUGGUGGGGGAGCUGAUGGGCUACCAGCUGCAGUAUAAGCGCACCGACGAGGACACCUACACCUCGCGCGAGAUGAGAAAGACUGACGACCACCAUACUGUCACUGGCCUGCACAAAGGCGCCACCUACAUCUUCCGCCUCAGCGCGCGUAACCGUGCAGGCAUCGGCGAACCUCACAUUAAGGAGAUCAGCACACCUGAAGACGUGCCCUCAGGCUUCCCGUCCAACCUCCAAGUUACGGGCCUGACGCAGUCCAGUACCCAGCUGACCUGGAAGCCCCCACCGCUGGCAGAAAGGAAUGGCAAGAUCACACAUUACUUGGUGGUAUACAGGGACAUCAACAGUCAGACAAACAGCACCAACCGCACCACCGAAACACACAUGACUAUCCAGGACCUUAAACCUGACACCACUUACGACAUCCGGGUGCAGGCAUUCACCAGUAAGGGCGGCGGACCCCUCAGCCCCAGCAUCCAGAGCAGGACCAUGUCGAAUGCUUUCCCCACCCUGAACUUCGGUGUCAAAGCUGUCAUGAAAACGUCCGUCUUGCUCACCUGGGAUUUGCCACCAAACUACAAACCCCAAGCGCCCUUUAAGAUCUUGUAUAACCAGCAAAGCGUGGAAGUGAUGGGAAACCUGAAGAGGAAGCUGAUCACGCAGCUGCAGCCAGACACAGACUACUCCUUUGUACUGACAAGCAGGGGCAACAUUGCCGGAGGUCUUCAGCAGCAGGUGUCCAUCCGCACUGCCCCUGACCUGAUCCAGACCAAGCCCAGGACACAUCAUGCUCAAGGUGGCAAGAUGAACAUCACCCUGCCAAAGAUCCAGACCACCACGCGUGUCAAGUGGUACUACAUCGUUGUGGUGCCCGUGUCCCCGGUGACACGCAAGUGGAAGAAUCCGGACGAGAUGGACAUGGAUGAGCUGCUCAAAUCAAGUAGAAGUUCUGUCCUAAGACACCGACGUCACUUGGAUUCCACCAAGCCUUACAUUGCUGCCAAGCUUGCGUCACUUCCAACCACCUUUAUGCUGGGUGAUGAGAAAAGGUACGACGAAUUCUUCAACAAGCCCCUGACGAGCUCACAGCAGUAUCUCUGCUUUGUCUUGGCUGAACUUCAAUCUGAAGGGACUGACAGCACUGCUCAGUAUAUGACAUAUUCAGCUAGUCCCUACUCAGAUCCAAUCGAGGUCACUUCACCUGUGACUGGGAUGGAGCAGUCUGAAAUGCUGUGGGUCAUGGGCCCAGUGCUGGCUGUGCUGCUCAUCAUCAGCAUCGUCAUCGCCAUCCUCAUCUUUAAGAAGAAGCGUGCAUCACCCUUACCUAAAGACGAGCACUCGGGUGGGGUGAAAGACUCCCUGCUGGGCAACUCUUCCGACCCUGUAGAGAUGAGAAGACUCAACUACCAGACCCCAGGAAUGAGGGAGCACCCCCCAUCCGUCGCUGACCUGGCUGACCACAUAGAGCGACUCAAGGCCAAUGACGGCCUCCGCUUUUCCCAGGAGUACGAGUCCAUUGAUCCAGGCCAGCAGUUUACCUGGGAAAACUCAAACAUGGAAGUAAACAAGCCAAAGAACCGCUAUGCAAACGUAAUCGCCUAUGAUCACUCCAGAGUGGUGCUCACCUCCGUUGAUGCCGUUCCAGGAAGUGACUACAUUAAUGCCAAUUACAUCGACGGCUACAGGAAGCAGAAUGCCUACAUUGCUACUCAGGGGCCUCUGCCAGAGACACUGAGUGAUUUCUGGAGGAUGGUGUGGGAGCAGAGAUCCAGCACCAUUGUCAUGAUGACCAGACUGGAGGAAAAGUCAAGGGUGAAGUGUGACCAGUAUUGGCCAUCGCGAGGAACAGAGACCUAUGGGAUGAUCCAGGUCACCAUGUUGGACACUGUAGAGUUGGCAACGUACAGCGUCCGUACUUUCGCCCUCUACAAGAAUGGCUCCAGUGAAAAGAGGGAGGUGAGACAGUUCCAGUUCAUGGCCUGGCCAGACCACGGGGUGCCCGAGUAUCCCACACCGAUCUUGGCCUUCCUUCGGCGGGUAAAAGCCUGCAAUCCUCCAGAUGCAGGGCCCAUGGUGGUCCACUGCAGUGCGGGCGUGGGCAGGACUGGCUGCUUCAUUGUGAUCGAUGCCAUGCUGGAGCGCAUGAAGCAUGAGAAAUCUGUAGACAUAUACGGCCAUGUGACGUGCAUGCGUGCCCAGAGGAACUAUAUGGUCCAGACUGAGGACCAGUACAUCUUUAUUCAUGAAGCCCUACUGGAGGCCGCCACCUGUGGCAACACCGAGGUGCCAGCCCGCAAUCUUUACGCCCACAUCCAGAAACUCACCCAGCCCGCACCUGGAGAGACGGUCACCGCUAUGGAGCUGGAGUUCAAGAGACUGGCCAACUCCAAAGCCCACACGUCACGCUUUAUCAGCGCCAACUUGCCCUGCAACAAGUUCAAGAACCGCCUGGUGAACAUCAUGCCUUUCGAAUCCACGCGUGUCUGCCUGCAGCCCAUCCGAGGUGUCGAGGGCUCAGACUAUAUCAACGCCAGCUGCAUCGAUGGCUACAGACAGCAGAAAGCCUACCUGGCCACCCAGGGCCCGCUGGCUGAAACCACUGAAGACUUCUGGAGGAUGCUGUGGGAGCACAACUCCACCAUUGUUGUCAUGCUCACCAAGCUACGAGAGAUGGGACGGGAGAAGUGUCAUCAGUACUGGCCAGCAGAGCGGUCAGCCAGGUACCAGUACUUUGUGGUGGAUCCAAUGGCUGAGUACAACAUGCCUCAGUACAUCCUCAGAGAGUUCAAAGUCACAGAUGCCAGGGAUGGACAGUCCAGAACAAUCCGCCAGUUCCAGUUCACCGACUGGCCAGAGCAAGGAGUGCCAAAAACUGGAGAAGGCUUCAUAGAUUUCAUUGGACAAGUGCACAAAACCAAGGAACAGUUUGGACAGGACGGACCAAUCACUGUACACUGCAGUGCCGGGGUGGGCAGGACCGGAGUCUUCAUCACCCUCAGCAUCGUGCUAGAGCGGAUGAGGUACGAAGGUGUGGUUGACCUCUUCCAGACAGUAAAGACGCUUCGCACCCAGCGGCCCGCCAUGGUGCAGACAGAGGACCAGUACCAGUUGUGCUACAGGGCAGCACUGGAGUACCUGGGGAGCUUUGACCACUAUGCAACGUAACCACUCCCACCGAGCACCUUCCCCGGUCAGACCUCUCAGGAGUGUGCCAAGUGUCCCAUCUCAGCCGCCAUCCAAUCACUUGAUCCCCCCCAGUCCCCGCCCCCACCCCGCUAAAAACCCUAUCCCCUCGCAGCUACCGGAGGGGCGGAGAAAGGGAUGAGCUUGCAGACCCGUUGACGUUUUUUAUCCAAUCACAGAGAUACACGCCGAGUUAACCAACCACCUGAGAUUUUUUUGCUUUAAAAUAAUAAAACAUUACAGUGACUAUUGACAACUAUGACAACUCUUGUAUAGACCCGACGGCGCAGACUGGCAGCUCGCCUCUCUGCUCCGCCGAAGCCAAUCCUCCCUGAUUGUCAAAGGCUACUGGUAGCACAAAGAGAGCAUUUUCAUUUUUUUGUUGUUGUUGUUGUUUUUAUUGUGUUGUUAUGAUUCAUUUUGUCAAACGUUAUUGUUUAGUAUACGUUUUUGGGGGGUUGUUUUUAAUAAUCAUUUUAAUAUCAGGCAUUUCUUCUGUCUUAAACUGCCCAGCAGCCUCGGGUAUGCAUUAUUUUCAUAAUCAUUUAUAGGGUACUUUAGCACAGGGGACAUGUGUUUUUAACAUGUUCCUAGGUACUAAUACAGGAGGACCACUGUUCUCUGAGCUGCUCUCAGAUAUGUUUUUGUCACAUCACAUUGUUGUUUUUAUCAUUUUAUGUGUCAUAAACGUUGUUUUUGGUCUUACUCAGUUCAAUAGCUCAAAUUUUGCCUUUUCACUUGCCAUUUCAAGUGUAAAAAAAAAAAAUCAACUUUGAGAAAAUUGAUUUCAGAGCACAGACUUGCUGUAGUUGUCUUGUAAACGUGGUAGCUAGCUAAAAACACAAGUGAAAUAUCUAACAAGAGACUAAAUCAGAGUUGUACAGAAAUGGAAAGCACAUUAUUUGUACGGUUUUUGGGUUGGUUUCUUUCUUUUUUCCUGUUUUGUUUUGGGUUGUUUUGUUGUUGUUUUUCAUCAGAAGCCUAUGGCAUUGAGGCCUUCAUGCUCCACAGAGGAGAACUUACCUGAGGAAAGACAGACUUUUAUACCCAAAGGGUAGGCGACAGAAUAUAAACUCCCGCCCUCUGAACAUAGAUGCUCUUCAAGUCCCUCCCAUCUCCUCACUCACCAUUAACCUGAUCGGUUUGCUGGAGUGGAACCACGCAGACCGGACGGGAGCGGAAGUGGUUCAUAUGGGCUGAGGAGCAGAGCCAUCAGCGUUGGUACCUGUACAGAAUCAACCAUUCCUACCAGAGGGAAAAAGACUCAGCCCUUUGGACUGAUAAUAUUUUAUACAGAAAUAGAACUAUAAAUAUAUAUAUAUAUAUAUAUAUAUAAUUAUGAUUGAUUAUAUAUAUGUACAAUUACACAUAGAUAUAUACACAGCUUCAAAAGUAUAUUGUUAAAAAGGAUAAAUUCUGCUGAUCUACCUAGAGACACCGCAGAGAGCCUGCUGUCCUAGCGUGUGUAUUAAUGGAAACACCCGUUGUAUCUACUGUACUACCAUAGUAACUUUGACAGCCGGUUGUUCGCCCGAAUGAGGAAAAACAGCACAAACCCCCCCAACACACACCCCACACCCAUCAAAUGGACGACGACUCACUCACCACGGGCCAUCGCACUGCUCAAGCACACAGCUUCUCCCACACAAACUGCAGGAGGGGAGCUUCAGAUCCAGAAGGCCUAAGUGUUGUGGUGGUGGUGGUGGUGGGAGGAAUGGGAGGGAGUGGGGUGGGGGGACUUGAAAACGCUGGCAAAAAAAACAAAUGUUCAUUUUUACCUUGUGAAUGCUUAGUGCUGUAGGGGUUCGAUCUGUUGUACACAGUCUGUUUUCUAUUUGUUGAUAAAGAACUGGAAUUUCAAAAGAAACUGUUGAUGAUAAAAAAAACCAUUGAUGUUAAUAAAGUUACAUAAUUGGGUUUUUGUACAAAGA
This is a messenger RNA of Oreochromis niloticus (Nile tilapia), 8244 nucleotides long. Its product is annotated as receptor-type tyrosine-protein phosphatase F. The record is from RefSeq and is a predicted model, not a curated record. Gene Ontology annotation, biological process: protein dephosphorylation. NCBI's taxonomy places the organism in Eukaryota, Metazoa, Chordata, Actinopteri, Cichliformes, Cichlidae. Gene Ontology annotation, molecular function: protein binding; protein tyrosine phosphatase activity.